CAGCAGCAUUAGAGACAGGAGGACAAACGAGAUCACCGUUCAAGCUGCGCCUCUGCUCCGAGCCUCCACCUCCAACACCACAACUCAGCUGACACGAUGAAGUCUUGGCUAGCUCCCGUAGCCGUGGUGCUGUGCGUCCUGGUGUGUGUGGCGGAGGCAUACCCGCCCAAACCUGAACCUCCGGCGGGGGAUGCGGGGCCCGAGGAGCUGGCCAAGUACCACACGGCACUACGCCACUACAUCAACCUGAUCACCAGGCAGAGGUACGGGAAGAGGUCCUCUCCGGAGGUAGAGAUGGCCGAGCUGCUCUUCGGUGGUGAUGAACAGGACAUCAGGCCGCGGAUGGACAGAAUGGAGGAUGGUUUGACCUGGUAGUCGCCUCUCAAUGUAUUUCUGCAAUUCUUGUUCAUCAUCACUCCAUCCUUCUUUCAGCCCUUCUUCUCUUUGUCGUCUCCAUGGAGGUUAAACCAACCAGCAAAAGCAGCAUCAAAAUAUUGCCACAUGUAUCUGUAUUUCUCUCUCUCUCUCUCUCUCUCUCUCUCUCUCUGUAUCUCAGACAAUUUUUCUCUGUUUUAAAGAUUCCUGUGAAGCAACAAUUGUAAAUAAUUUGUUACUCACGUAAUUGCAAAUAAUAAAC
Clarias gariepinus (North African catfish) is the source of this 637-nucleotide messenger RNA. It is a transcript of the gene pyyb, whose product is annotated as peptide YYb. Gene Ontology annotation, cellular component: extracellular region. The coding region runs from base 97 to 375 and encodes 92 amino acids. Gene Ontology annotation, molecular function: neuropeptide hormone activity; neuropeptide Y receptor binding. The transcript is spliced from 4 exons. The record is from RefSeq and is a predicted model, not a curated record. NCBI's taxonomy places the organism in Eukaryota, Metazoa, Chordata, Actinopteri, Siluriformes, Clariidae. Gene Ontology annotation, biological process: feeding behavior; neuropeptide signaling pathway.